Messenger RNA from Lottia gigantea (owl limpet), 552 nucleotides. RefSeq lists its product as hypothetical. The transcript has 3 exons. NCBI's taxonomy places the organism in Eukaryota, Metazoa, Mollusca, Gastropoda, Lottiidae. The coding region runs from base 1 to 552 and encodes 183 amino acids. Gene Ontology annotation, molecular function: heme binding; oxygen binding. The record is from RefSeq and is a predicted model, not a curated record.
AUGGGUUGUACGAUAUCAGCCACGAUACGUAAUAAAGGUAUAAAAGAUCUACCCGGAUAUUUAACUCAGAGAGAAGUAGAUAUUGUACAGAAGACCUGGGCUAUACUCUCUACAGAUAUGAUGGGCACUGGUGUUUAUAUGUUUCAAAGAUUAUUUGAAAUUCAGAAAGAUCUUCAGAAGUUAUUUAGAAAGCUGUUACUGCCCUCAGAGACGGCUGACUAUUUCUUUGAUGAGGUGAAGCUUCAGAGUCACGCCAUGAUUGUAAUGCAAGGAUUGGGAGCAGCCGUUGAGAGUCUAGAUGAUUCAGUCUAUCUAACCAAUAUCCUGUUGACCAUGGGAGAGAAGCAUUCGCAAUAUAACGUACAGCCUGAAAUGAUCUCGUUGUUGUGGCCAGCAAUCAGAGAUGCAUUAAAACAUAAAUUGAAAGAAGACUUCACACCGGAAACGGAACUAGCUUGGCGUCAUGUGUUCGAUUACAUCAGCAGCAACAUGGCGGAAGGUAUCAGAAAUGGACAGAAUAAAGUCAAAUCGAACAAAGCUGUUAAAAGUUAA